CGUGAAGUGUUUGGGGGAGGGACUCCAUCAUUUAGAGAAGUGACCAGUUCCUGGUUUACCAGUGAAGAAGAAAGAGAGGCAGCGUUAAACCAUCAGAUCCUCCAACAUGAACGUGGGUCAGUCUCUGAUCUGCUUCUUCUUCCUCACAUUGCAGGAUGGAAAAAUCGGUCUCAUCAAUGCAAAAAUCAUCAAGAGAACAGGAACUGAAGGAGGAAACAUCACAGUUGGAUGCUCCUUCACUUUCUCUGGAUAUAAGAGAAUCUUCUGUAAGGACAAAUGUAAAAAAGGAGACAUUCUCAUUGAGACAGAAGAGGACACAGCUCAGAGAGGCAGAUACAGCAUCACAUAUAAAGAGGGAUUUUUUCCAAAAUCAAACACAUUUGUGUAUGUGAGCAUCAGAAACCUGACUCAGUCUGACUCAGGACGGUACUGGUGUGGUUUGAAGAGAUCUCUCUCAUUCCCAUCCUACGAUGAGAUUGAGCUCCGAGUUCCAGAGGGUGAGUUUCUCCUGAGAGUCAUGUUAUUAACUGUUCACUGACAGCUGCUGAUGUUUCCAAUAACUCAACAUGUUUAGUCUAACAGUUGUAUUUAGAGCUGCAUAUUUCCAUUAUUGGGAACUCUGAUGAAUGCUCCUUUAACAGCUGAUGUGUAAAAUAUGUGAUGAAGUCAGACGGCCCCCCACUGCAGCUGAUUGGAGUCUUGUAGCACCAAACCCAUUGAUGACCUUGUGCAUUUAGCUGUGGGAUUAAAACACAUGGAUGUUAGCACCGAGUUCUCUGCAGGGAGCAUCUGGUCAGCACCACUUCUUUGGAUCUCU
Molecule: messenger RNA, 817 nt
Organism: Etheostoma spectabile (orangethroat darter)
Lineage: Eukaryota; Metazoa; Chordata; Actinopteri; Perciformes; Percidae
Product: CMRF35-like molecule 5
Exons: 2
Coding region: 107-538 (143 amino acids)
Cellular component (GO): plasma membrane
Molecular function (GO): transmembrane signaling receptor activity
Source: RefSeq, a predicted model, not a curated record